AUGAGCUUCAAGAACACCGCUGAUGGCAGCAGGGCUAGCAGAACUGGUAGCAGCGGCAAGAACAAGAAUGAGAAACGGUAUGGAUCGUCGGGUGGGAAAUGGAAGCUGCAAUCGUACACUCUUCGCUACGCUCUGGGUGCCAUGGAGAAGCAGGCCCACGAAAUCCACAAAAAGGCAAAGGACCCGGUGCAGCAGAAACGACUAGAGCAACUCACUGCCGAGACCAUUGGCCGUGUUCGACAGCGUUUGAAUGAGCAGCGAUCUCUUCCUUCCAAGUAUCAAAAAGCUGAAGACCCCUGUGUGGAUAACUUGGAGCAGCUGAAUCGACAACGGCAGGGAGAAAUUAAGUCCAACCAAAAGCUUCUAGCGGCUUUGCAGAAACAAGUCAAGGAAAACGAAAAAGAAAUCCAAAGGAUGACCAAGGAGAAAAGAGCCCGAAAGAAGAAACUGGACAAUCUACUACUACAAGCACAGGAAGAAGAUAGUAGUGAUCACGGCCAGCAAGUUGAUGAUGAUUUGCUGCCCGAGGACAAUCCUGAGGAGACUUGGUCCAAUCAACACCAAGUCCCUAGAUCCUUGCAGGAAGCAAGCGAUUCCAGCAGCUAUCGGUUGGCUCCCAAAGGCACCAUGGUCAAAUUUCUCGAUGCACUAAAGAGUUGCAGUCAAGAUUAG
Molecule: messenger RNA, 672 nt
Organism: Seminavis robusta
Lineage: Eukaryota; Bacillariophyta; Bacillariophyceae; Naviculales; Naviculaceae
Source: the annotation of a GenBank genome assembly